This is a messenger RNA of Acanthosepion pharaonis, 840 nucleotides long. Lineage: Eukaryota; Metazoa; Mollusca; Cephalopoda; Sepiida; Sepiidae. The record is from the annotation of a GenBank genome assembly.
AUGCUUUUCCUUCUAUACUAUCUUUUUGAUACUUGUAAAAUCCCAGAUGCUUUCUAUAUCAACUGGCCUCCUCUCCGUGUCUGUUUCACAAUCUCUGUCCCCCUCUCUCUCCACUGUGUCUCUCUCACUCUCAAUCCCCCUCUCCCCUCUCUCUCUCUCCUCUCCGUGUCUGUUUCACAAUCUCUGUACCCCUCUCUCUCCACUGUGUCUGUCUUUCUCCCUCUCAAUCCCCCUCUCUCCCCUCUCUCUCCUUCUCUCCACCUCUCUCGCUCCCUCUCUCCCCCCUCUCUCUCUCUCCUCUCCGUGUCUGUUUCUCAAUCUCUGUCCCCCUCUCUCUCCACUGUGUCUCUCUACCUCUCAAUCCCCCCUCUCUCUCCUUCUCUCCUUCUCUCCACCUCUCUCGCUCCCCUCUCCCCUCCCUCUCUCCUCUCCGUGUCUGUUUCACAAUCUCUGUCCCCCUCUCUCUCCACUAUGUCUCUCUCCCUCUCAAUCCCCCUCUCCCUCUCUCUUCUUCUCUCCACCUCACUCGCUCCCUCUCUCUCUCUCUCUCCUCUCCGUGUCUGUUUCACAAUCUCUGUCCCCCUCUCUCUCCACUGUGUCUCUCUCCCUCUCAAUCACCCCUCUCUCUCUCUCCCUCUCCCUCCCUCCUUCUCUCUCUCCCCCUCUCUCUCUCCUCUCCGUGUCUGUUUCACAAUCUAUGUCCCCCUCUCUCUCCACUGUCUCUCUCUCCCUCUCAAUCACCCCUCUCUCUCCCUCCCUCUCUCUCACUCCCCCUCUCCCACUCCCACUCCCCUCUCUCUCUCUCUCUCUCUCUCUCUCUCUCUUGUCGCUUUGGGAUAG